AUGAAGGCAAUCGAAUGGAAAUUGAACCAUAGAAACUUUGAACGAGCCAUUUCGGGAACGCUCCUCGACCGCCAUCCCCCUGAACUGGACGCUGCCAGGGAAGAUCUCUAUAACUUUGGCGUUUCGCGCAUAACCAAGGAAGAGGCCUCUCACCUCGUCAACUACACUUACCGCUUACCUGGAGAUGAAGACCACUACGUGAUCGAGCUCGACGUCUUCCACCAACCCCAUUGUUUAAACAUGCUUCGCAAAGCCAUUAACGCGGAUUACUAUCCGGAGACAAACCAUUUCGAUGCGAAACACUGGAGCCACUGCAUCGAAAGCAUCCGGCAGUCCCUGAUCUGCUCUGCGGACGUUAUGCCCUCGUGCGGCAGUGGGUAG
Cyclocybe aegerita is the source of this 381-nucleotide messenger RNA. NCBI's taxonomy places the organism in Eukaryota, Fungi, Basidiomycota, Agaricomycetes, Agaricales, Hemipholiotaceae. The record is from the annotation of a GenBank genome assembly.